AUGUUUGAUGAGAAUGGCCAGUCGUCAUUUGCACCGAGACAGCUGAAGCACACCAUCGGCCGCUAUGGACCAGCCUUCUCCGGCUACGGACAGCAGGAUUCCCAGGAGUUCCUCCUGUUCCUUCUCGAUGGUUUGCAAGAGGACUUGAACAGGAUCCAGAAGAAGCCGUACAUUGAGAAGCCAGAUUCUACGGAUGAAAUGGUGCACGACAAGGAAGCGCUGCAUGAUUUUGCCAAUAAAUGCUGGGACAUUUACAAAGCUCGCAAUGAUUCAGUCAUUACGGACCUGUUCGCUGGUAUGUACAAGUCGACUCUUGUCUGCCCGGCCUGCGAAAAAGUCAGCAUCAUUUUCGACCCCUUUAACAAUCUGACCCUGCAACUUCCGAUCGAGAACUUAUGGAGCAAGUCAAUAUUCUACUUCCCUCUCAACAAGAAGCCCAUCAUUAUCGAUGUUGAGAUCGACAAGCACUCCAGCGUCAAGGCGCUCAAACAGCUGAUCGCCAAGAAAGUUGACACCGAUCCCCAGCGACUGAUUAUGUCUGAAAUCUACAAAUGCAAGUUCUAUAAGAUGUUCGACAACACAGCUUCAAUUGCCGACUGCCAGAUUGGCGAGGGUGACGAAAUCGGCAUUUACGAGGUCGAGUCAGUGCCAACAAACUAUAAUCCCGACAAGGUGACCAAGAGCUACUUCUCUUACAGCCGAUCAAGUUAUGAAGAGGUCCCGAAGUUUGACUCGCCCAAGUCUGACAAGAUGAUUAUUUCCGUCUUUCACCGACAGGAGCGGCCUCGGAAUGGUGGCUUCCGCUCGAACUACCAGUUCUUCGGAGUGCCGUCGUAUAUCAUCAUCAACCGAGACGAGGCCACAAACUAUGACAGUAUCUUGCGCAAGGUUCUUCAACAGGCUGCAAACAUGACAACCAGGGACUUCCUUAACGAAGAGGUGCCGGGAGAAACCUCGGCGGAAGAUUCAGAUACCGUCAUCAUGAAUGAAGACGAUGCAGAGUCGGCCGACUCGAAGAUCAAGACCACGUCCGUCGAUGGUGAAGAAGGCAUGGUAGAUGUUUCUAUGCGCGAUGUUUCCGAUGAAACGGAUGCCCCGCAAGAUUCUACCCGCGCCGCUCGCCUCGAGAGUUCUAUUCCUGCCAGACUCCACACCCUCUUCGAGAUCAAAUAUGCAAAGACGAACGAAGCUGUUCCUCUUGGCUUCUCCUCGGUAGACGAAAAUAAAGACUACCCGAAAAUGACGUCGCGGAUCAAGCCCAAGGUUAUUGCAAAGAAGCAAGUCGAAUCAGAAGAAGCCACCAGCGAGGAUGAAAGCUCAACAGACGAACUCGACAUGUUCGCUGAGAAACGCACAAGAACGCCAAAGCCCGAGCAUCAGGGACCUCUUAUCUGCCCUGGUGAGGCCAUCGUGCUGGAUUGGAACGCGGAAGCGAACGAUGCGCUCUUUGGCGGCGACCACAAGGAUACCGAUGGUGUGCGUGGCGCUCCUACGUGGACACAAAUCGAUCGGCUGCCAGAUCCUGAGCUGGCUAACCGGCGUCAGCUGCGACAGAAGCGGAAAAAGCGAGGUAUCACGCUGUACGAGUGUUUGGAUGAAUUCAACAAAGAAGAGAUCCUGUCUGAAAAUGACGCAUGGUACUGCCCCCGCUGUAAAGAACAUCGCCGUGCUAGCAAGAAAUUCGAGCUGUGGAAAACGCCAGAUAUUCUCGUCAUGCAUCUGAAGAGGUUCAGCGCGAGCCGUGGGUUUAGGGACAAGCUCGAUGUCAUGGUCGACUUCCCCACCGAGGGAUUGGAUCUGACGGGCCGAGUGGAGGCACCAGAAGAAGGGAAGAGCCUGAUAUAUGAUCUUUUCGCGGUGGACAACCACUACGGCGGUCUCGGAGGCGGCCAUUACACUGCGUAUGCAAAGAACUUCAUGACUGGCUUGUGGAACGAAUAUAACGAUUCGAGUGUGUCACGACCGAUCGACCCUCAGAGCGUUGUUACAUCCUCGGCGUAUCUGCUGUUCUACCGCCGUCGCUCUGACCGCCCAUUGGGAGGAAAGAUCCUGGAGGAGAUCACCGAGUCAUCGACGAGGCCGGGCAGUGAAACAGACUCUCACGGGGAAUCUCGCGGCCCGUCUCCGUCGGGGGAAGGCCGGCGCCUCGGCGGCUCCUCCCGCAAUGGGUCGUCGAGCGCCUUAGCCGGAGUCGGAGCAGCUCACCAGUCGGGAGAUGGUGGUUUGCGAAUCGGAACACAACUGAAGAGCAGCAAUGAGGACAGCCCGCCGGAAUACUCCAACAGCCCCUCGUACGGGGAAACAAGCUUCGGCAGGACCAACAACGGCCGACUCGAAGAUGAUGACAGCAGAGCUCCCGGGGGGGACCCUCUCUGA
Molecule: messenger RNA, 2376 nt
Organism: Aspergillus calidoustus
Lineage: Eukaryota; Fungi; Ascomycota; Eurotiomycetes; Eurotiales; Aspergillaceae
Source: the annotation of a GenBank genome assembly